GUGAAAACGGGUGUCAGAAUGGCGGGCGUUGCAUUGGCCCUAACAGAUGUGCCUGUGUCUAUGGGUUUACGGGGUCCUCAGUGUGAAAGAGAUUAUCGCACAGGUCCGUGCUUUACUCAGAUCAGCAAUCAGAUGUGCCAGGGUCAGCUCAGCAGCAUUGUGUGCACCAAGACCCUAUGUUGUGCUACUCUUGGAAGAGCAUGGGGUCAUCCCUGUGAGAUGUGUCCUGCUCAACCACACCCAUGUCGCAGAGGAUUCAUCCCUAACAUCCGCACUGGGGCCUGCCAAGAUGUGGAUGAGUGUCAGGCUAUUCCUGGACUGUGCCAUGGAGGCAACUGCAUCAACACUGUGGGAUCCUAUGAAUGUAAAUGCCCUGCAGGACACAAGCAAAGCGAGACCUCCCAGAAGUGUGAAGAUAUUGACGAAUGCAGCACCAUUCCUAAUGUAUGUGACGGAGGAGAAUGCAGUAACACAGCCGGUAGUUAUGUCUGCGUCUGUCCCAGAGGCUUUACUAGCAGCCUAGAUGGAUCUCGCUGUAUUGAUCAGCGAGCUGGCACCUGUUUUUCAGCUUUGAUAGGAGGUCGUUGUGCUGGAGAACUACCUGGUCAGUUUACAAAGGCGCAUUGCUGCUGCGAGUCUGGUCGCUGCUGGGCUAUUGGGCAAACCCCAGAGAUGUGUCCAGUCAGAGGAUCUGAUGAAUACAGAAGACUUUGCAUCCAGGGGCUGCCACUAAGUCCUGUAUAUCCAGGGACUUAUCCAGGUCUAGGGCCUGGUGUAGUUGGACCUGGGGGCAUUGGACCAAAUGGAAUUGGACCAAAUGGGGUUGGACCCAAUGGAGGGAUAUCAGGCUUGCCAGGCUUAGGGCAAGGUACUGCUGGUAUUGGAACUGCAACACUGAAUCAGACAGGGGACAUCUGCAAAGAAUUCACUAACCUGUGUCGGAAUGGACGCUGCAUUCCCACUCCCUCCUCAUUAUCCAGCUACCGAUGUGAAUGUAAUAUGGGAUAUAAACAAGACAAUCGCCAGGAGUGUAUAGAUGUGGAUGAGUGUGCCAGUAGUCCUUGCAUCAAUGGAGACUGUGUGAACACACCAGGAUCAUACCACUGCAAAUGUCACGAGGGAUAUCAGAGUACCCCUACAAGACAGGCUUGUAUUGAUAUUGAUGAAUGUAUUAUGAAUGGAGUGAUGUGCAGGAAUGGACGCUGUGUUAACACUGAGGGCAGCUUCCAGUGCAUCUGUAAUGCUGGCUUUGAAACAACCCCUGAUGGAAAGCAUUGCGUGGACCAUGAUGAAUGUGCCACUACAAACAUGUGCCUAAACGGGAUGUGUAUAAAUGAGGAUGGCAGUUUCAAAUGUAUCUGUAAACCAGGAUUUGUGUUGGCACCAAAUGGACGUUACUGUGUUGAUGUGGAUGAGUGUCAGACUCCAGGCAUAUGCAUGAAUGGACGUUGCAUCAACACAGAGGGCUCUUUCCGUUGUGAAUGCCUUGGUGGUCUAACUAUUGGCAUAGAUGGGCGAGUCUGCGUAGAUACUCACAUGCGCAGCACUUGCUAUGGAGGCAUCAAGAAGGGCACCUGUGCUCGUCCUUUCCCUGGUGCUGUCACCAAGUCUGAGUGUUGCUGUGCCAAUCCUGACCAUGGUUUUGGAGAGCCUUGCCAGCCAUGCCCAGCUAAAAACUCUGCUGAAUUCCAGGCUCUGUGCAGCAGCGGAAUUGGGAUGACUGCAGACGGAAGAGAUAUUAAUGAAUGUGCCUUGAACUCUGAGAUUUGCCCCAACGGUAUCUGUGAAAAUCUAAGAGGCAGUUAUAGAUGUAUCUGCAAUUUGGGCUAUGAAUCUGAUGCUAGUGGCAAAAACUGCGUGGAUGUUGAUGAGUGUGCUGUGAACCGCUUGCUCUGUGACAAUGGCUUGUGCCGUAACACUCCCGGCAGCUACACCUGCACCUGCCCCAAGGGCUACGUCUUUAAACCUGAGUCUGAAACCUGUGAAGAUGUCAAUGAGUGCGCGUCCAACCCUUGUGUUAAUGGUGUCUGCAGAAACAAUGCUGGCUCCUUUAUUUGCGAGUGUUCAUUCGGAAGCAAACUGGAUCCUACUGGGACCAUCUGCGUGGACAGCAUGAAGGGAACCUGCUGGCUAAACAUCCAAGAUGGCCGAUGUGAAGUCAACAUCAAUGGAGCCACCCUGAAGUCUGAAUGCUGCGCUACCCUGGGAGCUGCCUGGGGAAGCCCAUGUGAACGUUGCGAGAUUGACCCAGCCUGUCCUAGAGGUUAUGCUAGGAAGAAGGGUGUUUCUUGUGAAGAUGUGAAUGAAUGUGAGGUCUUCCCUGGUGUGUGCCCGAAUGGACGCUGCAUUAACACUGCUGGCUCCUUUAAAUGUGAAUGCCCUGAGGGACUAACUCUGGAUGGAUCUGGCAGGAACUGUGUUGAUAUACGUGUGGAACAGUGCUAUAUGAAAUGGGAUGAAGACGAAUGCGCAGCUCCUCUGCCUGGCAAAUAUAGGAUUGACAUGUGCUGCUGCUCAGUGGGAGCUGCUUGGGGUAUUGACUGUGAGGAAUGUCCCAAACCCGGCAGUGAGGAGUACAAGACCAUCUGUCCCAGAGGACCUGGCUUUGCUAAUAGAGGAGAUGUUCUUUCAGGUCGCCCCUUCUACAAAGAUGUAAAUGAGUGUAAGGUAUUCAACAGCCUUUGCACUCACGGAACAUGUCGUAAUAGCAUUGGUAGCUUUAGAUGUAUCUGUGAAGGUGGUUUCGCCUUGGAUGCUGAGGAAAGGAACUGUACAGAUAUAGACGAAUGCAGAAUUUCCCCUGACUUGUGUGGACAUGGGACAUGCGUCAACACUCCUGGAAGCUUUGAGUGCGAGUGCUUUGACGGUUAUGAAAGUGGCUUCAUGAUGAUGAAGAACUGCAUGGACAUUGAUGAAUGCGAGAGGGACCCGCUACUCUGUAGAGGAGGAACCUGCUUUAACACUGACGGCAGCUAUGAAUGUAUUUGUCCUCCUGGCCAUGAGCUGACUCCUGAGGGCAAUGCCUGUGUGGAUAUAAAUGAGUGCUCCUUGAGUGAUAAUCUGUGCAAAAAUGGUCGUUGUGUGAAUAUGAUUGGCACUUACCAGUGUUCCUGUGACUCUGGGUUCCAGUCAACCCCUGAUCGACAAGGAUGUGUGGACAUUGAUGAGUGUACAAUCAUGAACGGCGGAUGUGACACCCAUUGUACCAACUCUGAAGGCAGCUAUGAAUGCAGUUGUAGUGAAGGUUAUGCCUUGAUGCCGGACCAGAGAUCUUGCGCAGAUAUUGAUGAAUGUGAGGAUAACCCAGAAAUCUGUGAUGGUGGGCAGUGCACUAACAUCCCAGGGGAAUACCGCUGUUUGUGCUUUGAUGGGUUUAUGGCCUCUUUGGAUAUGAAGACUUGUAUUGAUGUCAAUGAAUGCGACCUCAACCCCAACAUCUGUUUACAUGGAGACUGUGAGAACACAAAGGGCUCUUUUAUUUGUCACUGCCAGCUGGGUUACUUUGUAAAGAAAGGCACCACAGGUUGCACAGAUGUUGAUGAGUGUGAAAUAGGAGCUCACAACUGCGAUAUUCACGCAUCCUGUGUCAACACGCCUGGAAGCUUUAAAUGCAAAUGCAGAACUGGCUGGGUCGGAGAUGGACUUAAGUGUGUCGAUCUUGAUGAAUGCUCUACUGAAGACCAUAACUGUAACGUGAAUGCCAACUGCGUUAAUACACCAGGAUCAUACCGAUGCACAUGCAAUGAAGGGUUCAAUGGGGAUGGUUUUACCUGCUCAGAUGUUGAUGAGUGUGCAGACAAUGUUAAUUUGUGUGAAAAUGGGCACUGCCUGAAUGCUCCUGGAGGAUAUCGCUGUGAGUGUGAGAUGGGAUUCACACCUACCGAGGAUAGCAAGGCUUGUCAAGAUAUUGAUGAAUGUACAUUCCAGAACAUCUGUGUCUUUGGGAGCUGUCAGAACUUGCCUGGAAUGUUCCGCUGUGUCUGUGAUGAUGGUUAUGAACUGGACAGGAGUGGAGGAAACUGUACUGAUGUUAAUGAAUGUGCUGACCCAGUAAAUUGCAUCAACGGAUUGUGUGUUAACACACCUGGAGGCUACAAGUGCAACUGCCCACAGGACUUUGAGCUGAACCCCACAGGAGUGGGCUGUGUUGAUACCCGCAUUGGAAACUGCUUUCUGGAAACUCUUGUGCGAGGUGACGGUGGUCUCUCCUGCAGUGCUGAGAUUGGCGUCGGUGUAACUCGCGCUUCCUGCUGCUGCUCUUUAGGCCGUGCAUGGGGAAACCCCUGUGAAAUUUGCCCACCUGCUAACUCCACUGAGUACAAGACUUUGUGUCCAGGCGGAGAAGGAUUCAGACCAAACCCUAUCACAGUUAUCUUGGAAGACAUUGAUGAAUGCCAGGAAUUGCCAGGUCUUUGCCAGGGUGGUAACUGUGUGAACACCUUCGGAAGCUUCCAGUGCGAAUGCCCAGCAGGUUACUACCUAAAUGAAGACACUCGCAUCUGUGAAGAUAUUGAUGAGUGCUCUGCACAUAUUGGUAUUUGUGGUCCCGGGACUUGCUACAAUACCCUUGGAAACUACACCUGUGUUUGUCCGCCAGAAUAUAUGCAAGUUAACGGAGGAAACAACUGUAUGGACAUGAGGAAGAGUGUUUGUUACCGCAACUACAAUGAUACAUGUGAGAACGAGCUACCUUCCAACAUGACCAAGAAGAUGUGCUGUUGCUCUUACAAUAUUGGCAAGGCCUGGAAUAAACCUUGUGAGCCAUGUCCUGUUCCUGCCAGCCCUGAAUACCAAAUUCUUUGUGGUAACCAGGCUCCUGGAUUCAUUAUUGACAUCCGUACUGGCAAACCUACAGAUAUUGAUGAGUGCAGUGAAAUUCCAGGCAUCUGUAGCAAUGGCGUCUGCAUCAACCAGAUUGGAAGCUUCCGUUGUGAGUGCCCAAUGGGCUUCAGCUACAACAACAUCCUCCUCAUCUGUGAAGAUAUUGAUGAAUGUAGCAGUGGUGAAAACCUGUGCCAAAGAAAUGCAGACUGUAUUAAUAUCCCUGGGUCAUAUAGAUGUGAGUGCUCCAGUGGAUACAAGCUUUCUCCAAGUGGUGCCUGUGUGGGUCGCAAUGAGUGCCAAGAAAUCCCCAAUGUCUGUAGCCACGGUACAUGCAAAGACACAGAGGGCAGCUAUAUCUGUGUCUGCCACAAUGGAUUCAAAGCCAGUGGAGAUCAGACCAUGUGCAUGGAUAUUGAUGAAUGUGACAGACAGCCUUGUGGUAAUGGAACCUGCAAGAACACUGUUGGCUCUUACAACUGUCUUUGCUUCCCGGGCUUUGAACUGACUCACAACAAUGACUGCAUGGACAUAGAUGAGUGCUCUUCUCUCGUGGGUCAAGUCUGCCGCAAUGGACAGUGCAUUAACAAUGUUGGUUCCUUCCAGUGUCUCUGCCAUGAAGGCUAUGAGAUAACUCCUGAUGGCAAGAACUGCGUAGAUAUUAACGAGUGUAUCAGCCUGCCUGGUACCUGUUCUCCUGGAACGUGCCAGAAUCUGGAGGGAUCUUUCCGUUGCAUCUGUCCCCCAGGAUAUGAAGUACAAAAUGACAACUGUAUUGAUAUCAAUGAAUGUGAUGAGGAGCCCAAUAUAUGUUUGUUUGGAACUUGCACCAAUACUCCUGGCAGCUUCCAGUGUGUCUGUCCCCCAGGAUUUGUAUUGUCUGACAACGGACGUCGCUGCUUUGACACUCGUCAGAGCUUCUGCUUUACUCGAUUUGAUAACGGGAAGUGCUCUGUACCCAAGGCCUUUAAUACCACAAAAGCCAGGUGCUGUUGUAGUAAGAUGCCAGGAGAAGGCUGGGGAGACCCUUGUGAGCUUUGCCCCCAGGAAGGAAAUGUGGCUUUCCAGGAACUGUGUCCUUAUGGACAUGGAGCCAUCCCUGGCAUGGGUGACACUAGAGAGGAUGUAAAUGAAUGUGCAGAGAAUCCUGGCAUCUGUGUCAAUGGUGUCUGUAUAAACACAGACGGAUCUUUCCGAUGUGAAUGUCCAUUUGGUUAUAAUCUGGAUUACACAGGAGUAAACUGUGUUGAUACUGACGAGUGCUCUAUCGGGAACCCAUGUGGCAAUGGAACGUGCUCCAAUGUUGUUGGCGGCUUCGAGUGUGCCUGUGAUGAAGGUUUUGAGCCUGGCCCAAUGAUGACCUGUGAAGAUAUUAACGAAUGCACAAACCCCCUCCUGUGCGCAUUCCGCUGUAUAAAUACCUAUGGGGCAUAUGAAUGCACAUGUCCUUCAGGAUACACACUAAGGGAAGACCGUAGAAUGUGCAAAGACCUGGAUGAGUGUGCUGAAGGUCUCCAUGACUGCGAAUCCCGGAAUAUGAUGUGUAAGAACCUUAUUGGUACCUUCAUGUGCAUCUGUCCUCCAGGCAUGCAACGACGACCAGAUGGGGAGGGAUGUAUGGAUGAAAAUGAGUGUCGUACAAAGCCAGGCAUCUGCCCUAAUGGUCGCUGUGUGAAUACAAUUGGAAGCUACAGGUGUGACUGUAAUGAUGGUUUCCAAGUCAGCGCCUCUGGAACUGAGUGUGUGGACACUCGGCAAGGAUUCUGCUUCACUGAAGUGCUACAGACAAUGUGCCAACUUUCAUCCACCAACCGCAACAUGGUCACCAAGUCUGAGUGUUGCUGUAAUAGUGGGCGAGGAUGGGGCAAUCAAUGUGAGCUGUGUCCUCUGCCUGGCACAGGACCUUUUAAGAAAAUGUGCCCACAUGGACCUGGUUUUACCACAGAUGGUAGAGACAUUGAUGAGUGCAAAGUACUUCCAAAUCUGUGCAAGAACGGCCAGUGUAUCAACACCAUUGGAUCCUUCCGUUGUCACUGCAAACUGGGUUACACCACAGAUAUCACUGGAACAACAUGCGUAGAUCUGGAUGAGUGUGCCCAAUCUCCAAAACCAUGUAACUUCAUCUGCAAGAAUACAGAGGGUAGUUAUCAGUGCUCCUGUCCUAGAGGCUACAUUCUGCAGGAGGAUGGCAAGACAUGCAAAGACUUGGAUGAAUGUUCCACCAAACAGCACAACUGCCAGUUCCUGUGCGUGAACACAAUAGGCAGCUUCACCUGCAAGUGCCCACCUGGCUUCACCCAGCACCAAUCUUCUUGUAUUGAUAACAAUGAGUGUAAUGCACAGCCUAACCUUUGUGGAACCCGUGGCGUAUGUCAGAACAACCCUGGUAGCUUCAUCUGUGAGUGUCAGAAGGGCUUCUCUUUGGAUAACUCUGGCAGCAACUGUGAAGAUGUGGAUGAGUGUGAUGGAAACCACAGAUGCCAGCAUGGCUGCCAGAAUGUCCUAGGAGGUUAUCGCUGUGGCUGCCCACAGGGCUAUGUACAACACUACCAGUGGAACCAGUGUGUGGAUGAGAAUGAGUGUUCCAGCCAGUCCACUUGUGGUUCUGCCUCCUGCUACAACACUCUGGGAAGCUUUAAGUGCGUCUGCCCCUCAGGCUUUGACUUUGACCAAUCAUUCGGUGGAUGCCAGGAUGUUAAUGAGUGCUCUGCCUCAGGUGGAAACCCUUGCAGCUAUGGGUGCUCCAACACUGAUGGUGGUUAUCUGUGUGGUUGCCCAGGAGGGUACUUCAGAGCAGGCCAAGGGCACUGUGUCUCUGGCAUGGGAUUCGGAAAGGGCUCCUACAUCCCAGCUCCCAUUGAAGAGGAUGAGGAGAACAUAUUAUCCCCUGAAAACUGCUAUGAAUGCAAGAUUAAUGGCUACCCAAAAAGAGGACGACAGAGACGUAGCACCAACUCUACCUCUGAGGAUCCGGGCCACGCCCACUACAUCAGCCUGGCUAGUGUUGACAUUGAUGCUCCUCUAAGCAUGACUCUUAACAUCUCUGAUGUUACCAACAAACAACACAUUCUGGAGCUUGUGCCUGCUCUUGAACCCUUGGAGAACCAUGUGCGCUACAUCAUUUCCCAAGGCAAUGAGGAUGGUCUUUUCCGCAUCCAUCAGAAAGACGGCCUUAGUUAUGUUCACCUUGGCCGAAAGAAGGUUAUUCCGGGUACUUACAAUAUAGAAAUUGCCAGUGUGCCACUCUACCGCAAGAAAGAACUACAGAAACUAGAGGAAGAGAAGGACUUUAACUACCUCAUUGGAGAGAUUGGCCAAACACUCAAGAUGAAACUUCAAAUUAAUCUUUAUUAAAAGCAAAAACAUUCCUCAUGUGUCCAUCACAAAAUCCAAACUGUACAUUUAUAGAGAAAGUCUUCUUCUGUCUUGUGUUUAAUUAGCAAGCUUUUGUGUCAGAACCUAAGCACGUGUAAGAUUGAUGGGAAACGUGGAAUAAUGAGUCCAGAAGUGACCGACGUCCGUACAUAUUUUUGGAUUGUUUCUUUUUCAUAGUGUUUUUUUGUUAUAUAAAACGUUUUUUUGAAAAAUAUUGAGAAAAAAAAAUAUGAAUAAUGUUGACGGGGGGAGAGUAUGAAGUGCCAUGGGGAAUUUCAGGGUGAUGCCAGCGGAUAUACAGAUGUUCAAGGGGAGGGACCUAAUCUACUGUUCUCCAAUUCUUAAAGAUUAAAAAUCCAACUUGUGAUAUGGCAGAAAACAAUAUAUAUAUAUAUAUAUAUAUAUAUAUAUAUAUAUAUAUAUAUAUAUAUAUACAUACAUAUAUAUGUUUUUUUUUAAGAAAAAACUAAAGCGUGACUGAAAAACAGUAAUACUACUGCUAAGCACAGACAAAAAGUACUACAUACUGUACACAUCGAUUCUGUGGAUUUAUUUUAAGGUCUGCAUUUUAAAAGUGCAAAACCUCUUACUGCUUCAAUAUAUGAACGUGAAAGCAGAACACUAUUUACAGUUGUAAAACCAGAAGUGUUGUCUGAACAGGGUUUAUCACUUGUCCGGACAUUGGAAAGUGAGUACAGAGGGGAGAUUGCAACUUGUAUGGUAUAGAUCACCAACUGCAAGUUUUACAUUUCAUUCCAUUUUGCUGUCAAAAAUAUGUGCAUUCAUAAUUUGUUUUCAAUUUCAGAAAAUAGUAAAUAUUCCGUGGGUUAUGUGAUACAGUAUAGUAAAAAUUCCAGACACUGUUUUAUCAAAUGACAUUUAUAAAAAUGUCAUUUGAUGGGGGGAGAAUUCACCUGGUGCCUUAUUUUCUCAGUCAGGGUCUGCAACCUGGGCUGCUUAUUUACAAUUCAAUAACUACAGCUCUUUUGACUUUGAAAUAUUAUCGCUAAAAUGCUGCGCUUCGUAUCAGCAUACAUUGACUAAACAGGGUCUUGACUUUAUCUGAGGCUCUACCCACUAAACCUUUUUUGAUAUAUGUCACUAAUUCUGUGCUUAAAUUUGAUUUUUACACAUAUGAAGUAAUAUCAGGAUUAUCAUCAAUGGUGGUAAAUAUUUUCUACAAACUGGAAGAAAAUAAUUUAACUGAUCACUUAAUUUACAACUUUAUUAAAAUUUAAUAAGAAAUAGGAUUACUACAUAGGUGUGUAUACACACAUAUGUACUCAUUAAAAAUAAGUAUAUAUAGGUAUAUAUACCUAAAACAGUGUAUACAUAUAUAAAUAAUUUCAUUGUGUAUUAUUUUUUAUACACAACUGCCGUACCUAUUUGAAAUAUUCAAAAAAUGUAAAGGGACAAGUCUUUAUAUAGCUUUUUCCAUCAAUCAUAUAUAACAGCAUGUUUAAAAAAACAAAGAUAAUACAAACUUUUGGGAUCUGAGGAUUCUGAAUUAUAGUCAAAUAAAACACAAACUCUAUUUUUUAAGAACUGACCCACUCUACUUAGUUUCUAAUUAGCAUGAACUAUUAUGUGCUGCAAUUUAAGUUUUCUGAUCACCAGAUUACUAACCAAAUGCUCUAUAUAAACAAUAAAAUAUAGGCUUUUUAUAUAAUUUUACCCUUUCCACUGUAGAGAGACUGUAUGAUCUACAAUGUGUAGAAUAUUGGCCUUGCUAAAAACCAAAAAUAACGAGAAUCAAAUAAUGUCCGCUGGCAGCAGUUUAAAUUUCUCCUCAGAAUCUAGAUUUCUUCCCCCCUCUUUUUUGCUUGAAACAAAAAUAGAAUAAAAUGCUAAAGGAUGGUGCUACUUUACACUACGGUAUCAAAUACACACAAUACUACCUGACAUUACGCUGUAUCUGGCCACAAUGGUGCUUCCACUACCCAUUCAGUGCUUGAAACGCCUGUUACUGCACUGUACAUCCUUUUUUUAAUAUUUAUGUAUAACCACAAAUGUUAACUGUUGCUAUUUUUUGUAAGUUCAUAUUCCUGUAGUAUAUAUAAAUAUAUAUUUUAUUUGGUACAUGUUGACUCUUUUUUUAUUUUUUGUUAUAAUUUUCACGGGCAGCCACUUCCCGAUAAUGUGUGAUUACUGUAUUAUUGCCGGAAAUUAAAAACUUGAAAAAUGUUUAGCUCUGAAAAUACAAGACUAUUAAACUGUGUUACCAAACGGUGCUAAAUAGUUCAUUUUUAAACUGUUUUUCUUUUUUGCAGUCUUGUCUUGAGCCAAAAUGUGUUACAUCUAGUGGGUUUUAAAAAAAAAACACGGCAUUUUCUUUCGUCCCAGUGUGGUCUGAUGCUUUUCUUUUUUUUUUUAUACAGUGUGCUGUAUUUUUUUUCUGUUUGUUGUUAGGCACAUAUGAAAAGAUUUUUGUACAACUUAACAUAACUGUGUUUUUUUUGUAUCAGAAGCAACAGCAACAAUAAAAUUAUUUUGGGUAAAAAUUA
Messenger RNA from Bombina bombina (fire-bellied toad), 10700 nucleotides. RefSeq names its product fibrillin 3 (gene FBN3). The transcript has 60 exons. Bases 19 to 8175 code for a protein of 2718 amino acids. NCBI's taxonomy places the organism in Eukaryota, Metazoa, Chordata, Amphibia, Anura, Bombinatoridae. Gene Ontology annotation, molecular function: calcium ion binding. The record is from RefSeq and is a predicted model, not a curated record.